Molecule: messenger RNA, 2319 nt
Organism: Ectocarpus sp. CCAP 1310/34
Lineage: Eukaryota; Phaeophyceae; Ectocarpales; Ectocarpaceae
Source: the annotation of a GenBank genome assembly
AUGCCUCCCGUGGUGUACCAACGGUGGACGCAGGAGCAGAGCCUCCGGCUCCGGCAACUGGUGGAGGAGAGACGGCUGGUUGUCGGCACCUCUGGAGCGAAGGAUUGGACGAACAUCGCCAGGAAGCUGGUGGAGCAUCACGGCAAGAAGUGGAGCGUUAUCGCGAGCCAGCUCAAGGCAGAGAACGGCAAGAUGACGCGCGUCGGCAAGCAGAUCCGGGAGAGGUACCUGCACCACCUGGACCCGAACCUCAAAAAGGGGGACUGGUCCGUGGAAGAGGUGCGCUGGUUGUCUGUCAUUCUGCCUGUUCACAUCCCUGUUCCUGUUCACAUGUUGUACGCGCACGAGCGACGGCAGAGAGAGAUCUCGCGAGCUUCCGCGUCGUCGACGGCGGCGGCGGCGACGGAGACCCCGCCCAUCGUCGUGCAACGCACAGCAAGGCCUUUCCCCAUGUCCGCGAACCCUUAUCUGGCCAGAAUACUUCCUGCUCCCCCCCCUCCGGUCUUGGUCUCGGCGCCCUUGGCCGCCUCCCCCGUUGCUUCCCCCCCAGCCCCCGCUUCUGCAGCCCCGGCCCUUGCUGCCGCUCCUCCUGCUCUUGCCCCGGCCCCCGCCGAUAUCCCGCCGCUCAUUGAGCAGCGGCAAGUUCUGUCGGAGUCGGAGGAUGGCGGGGAGCAUCACCACAGCGGCGGUGUCGGCGGGGUGCUGCUGGAGCGGCCGCAGGAGCCGCCGACUUCGGCGGCGCCGGGGGGCCCGGGAGACUGUCAUUUCCUUGGGGGGGGGGUCGUCGACGGCGGCGGCGCCCCCGAGCAGCACGAGGAGUCCGUUGAGGUGGAAGACAGACACGGAGACGGUAGCAUCGAUGAUGGCUUGCUCCUCCAACAGCCGGCGGGGGACUACGACCCCACUCACGUCGCCGGGAGCGGCGGCGACGGGGGCCACGGCGGUGGCAGCGGCGGUGGUGCAGAUGGCGGUAUUGACGACCACGAUCACGGCGACAUGAUGAUGAUGAUAAUGGCUUCGCAUGCCAUGCCGCUGCCGCCGCCACCAGCCCCUGCGGCGGCACCAGCGCCUGCCCCGGGAACGGAUGCCGGGGGGGUUAUGGUGGGCCCUGUGGCGACGGCGGAGGAAGAAGUUGAUCCAGGGCAGGACUUCGGAUUGCCGCUGGCCAAACGCGCUCGGAUUGACGGCGGCGAUGACGGCGGCGGCGGUGGUGGUGGUGGCGGCGACCCGGGUGGAGAGGGUCAUCAUAUGCUGAUUGAUGGCAGCGGCGUCGGCAGUGCAGGUGUGGGUGAUGUAGAAGACGAGAACACCGUUGCUGAUAGCUUCGUGGGGAGCGGGUUCGGCAGCGAUGAGCAUCCGGCCGUGGAUGCCGGCGGUGGUGGCGGCGGUGGGGAUGGCGACCGAAUUGAUGACGACGUGGUUGGAGCCGGCAGCGGUGUGAUGGACCACUUCAGCGCGACAGAAAUUGGCGGCGGCGGCGGCGGCGGCGAAGACGGCGGCGGCCUGGAAAGGUUCGAACAAGCCGGGACCAUCGGUGACGGCGACCUGGAGAGGUUUGAGGGGGCGGAGGCAACGGGGGACGUCGACAACGGUGGUGGCAGUCUCUCCGCUGUGGCCCGCCUUGAAGAACACCACCGGCACCACGCUGGCAUCGGUUCUGAUGGUGAAGGUGGCCACGACGGUGUUGACGGAGGCGACGCAGAUUGCGUGUUCCCUGGGUGGGACAGACUCAGGAGCGAAGACCCAAAGAUGCACUGAGUCCUGCAGCAUUACCUAUAUUUUUUUUACCGUUAACCUUGGCCCACCACGUUGAACGUUUCGUCAUAUUUGUUCGUUGUGUGUGCGCGAUUUUGGUACUGCUAGCGUGUAUCAGCUUGUUCUGUCUUGGCUAAGGUGUACAGAGUAGUUGUCUUGUAUUGGUCUUCCGUCCGCGGUUUGAGUGUGACUGCGGAUCGAUGUUUGAACUGAACGAUUGGCACGAGGUGAUGGGGUAGACAUGGAUCGGUGGAUCAAUGGUUCUGGUGUGUGCGUUUUGCGCGUCCGCGUGCAAUAGCACGAGGUUUUGAGUGAUUUCGAUGUUGUGAAUUUCCGGUACUACACAUGCAUGAGUGCCGCCCAUUUGUAUGCAUCGUUGGGUGAAGUGGGGUGUCGUCGUUUUUUUCCGUGUCUGCGUUCGUGGGUGGCUCACUGUGGACGAAUCGUGGUACCGUGCGACCUUCGACGGUUCACACAACAUCAACAUCUCGGCGUAUUUCAUGUCAUGAUUUGCUGCGAGUGUUGUCCUGGCGUAACGCCGGUUGAUCCCUCUGUCUGAAAACU